This is a messenger RNA of Monodelphis domestica (gray short-tailed opossum), 3758 nucleotides long. RefSeq names its product potassium inwardly rectifying channel subfamily J member 1 (gene KCNJ1). Lineage: Eukaryota; Metazoa; Chordata; Mammalia; Didelphimorphia; Didelphidae. Gene Ontology annotation, molecular function: ATP-activated inward rectifier potassium channel activity. The record is from RefSeq and is a predicted model, not a curated record. Gene Ontology annotation, biological process: regulation of monoatomic ion transmembrane transport; potassium ion import across plasma membrane. Gene Ontology annotation, cellular component: plasma membrane.
CUUACUGUGUGGUUGCAUACAGAUGAGCUGGCAACCAGUUUGAGCUGACCUGUUGACUCAUAAAAACCAUCAGGGCCUAAGGCUGUCUCACUGCAAACACUAGACCUGUUGGACCAAAGUACCAAGGGACCUGUCACUCCAGGAAUCUGCUGUUCACUUGGGGAAAUAGUGGGACAGCUGGGCUUUGCCCUGACUGCAACUCUUGCAUCUCACACGGUUUCCUGGAAACAUCAUCCUCCAUUGCUAAAUUGGAGCAGGCCAUCUCUGAAGGUUCCACGACUCUGGGGUUCCAGUCAUCUGACAUCUCCCAAUAGACACAAAAAGUAUCAGCAACAUAUGCAGCUUUAAGAAUCACCCACUGGGCCCUGAGGGACACAGGCAGAUUAGAGUGUUGACAGAAAGGAUGUUUAAAUACCUCCGGAAAUAUUUUGCUGUACACCUUUUUGGAUGUUCCCAACGGAGAAUAAGGCUUGUCUCCAAAGAUGGAAGGUGUAACAUAGAGUUUGGCAAUGUGGAAGCACAAUCAAGGUUUAUCUUCCUUGUGGAUAUCUGGACAACAGUACUUGACCUCAAGUGGAGGUACAAAAUGACCAUUUUUAUCACUGCCUUCUUAGGCAGCUGGUUUCUCUUUAGCCUUCUGUGGUAUGCCGUAGCCUACAUACAUAAAGAUCUCCCAGAGUUUCAUCCAUCUAGCAACCAUACUCCAUGUGUGGAAAACAUUAAUGGCUUAACCUCAGCUUUCCUAUUUUCUCUAGAAACACAAGUUACCAUUGGUUAUGGUUACAGAUGUGUGACAGAACAAUGUGGCACUGCUAUCUUCCUUCUUGUUUUCCAGUCCCUCCUUGGAGUAAUUAUCAACGCUUUCAUGUGUGGUGCCAUCUUAGCCAAGAUCUCCAGACCAAAGAAACGAGCCAAAACCAUCACCUUCAGCAAGAAUGCUGUCAUCAGCAAGCGGGGAGGGAAGCUCUGUCUCCUGAUUCGAGUGGCUAAUCUCAGGAAAAGCCUCCUAAUUGGCAGUCACAUCUAUGGGAAGCUUUUGAGGACCACGGUCACACCUGAGGGGGAGACCAUUAUUUUGGACCAAAUCAAUAUCAACUUUGUGGUUGAUGCAGGCAAUGAAAACUUGUUUUUUAUUUCCCCACUGACCAUUUAUCAUGUUAUUGACCAUAACAGCCCCUUCUUUCACAUGGCAGCUGAAAAUAUUCUCCAGCAAGACUUUGAGUUGGUAGUAUUUUUAGAUGGAACAGUGGAAUCCACCAGUGCCACCUGUCAGGUGCGAACCUCCUAUGUCCCAGAGGAAGUGCUAUGGGGCUAUCGUUUUGCUCCCAUAGUGUCCAAGACCAAGGAAGGGAAGUAUAGAGUGGAUUUUCAUAACUUCAGCAAGACAGUGGCAGUCGAGACUCCCCAUUGUGCCUUAUGCCUCUACAAUGAGAAAGAUGCCAGAGCCAGGUUGAAGAGGGGCUAUGACAAUCCCAACUUUGUCCUGGCAGAAGUCAAUGAAACAGAUGAUACUCAAAUGUAGUUGUGGUCAUUUAGCAUAAGCAAAGCAAAAUUACUAAGGCAUAAUAGUUUAGAAGCACAGAGAAGUAAAUCAGAAUUUGGGAGACACCUAAACAGGACAAGAAGUUUCAAAGAAAGUUAACAAGUCCUAUUAUUCUUUGCAUUCUGUGGUCUGACUUUAUAUAACUCAGCACUUUGAAUUCCAGUAAGUAGAAAUAUAUAGGAGUCUCAAAUCAUCUGAAUGUAAGUUCCUUGAGGGCAGAAGCUACUUCAUUUUUGCCUCAAUAUUCCUAGAGGCUAGCCUAGUGCCUUCACUUUCUUAAUUUUCAGGGCCUGUUGAUUAAUUGAAAUGAAAUGAAUAUUUGAAAUAAGCAAAUUCCAAUGCACUACCCUUGCAAUAUGGAAGUUCUUUAUAGUAAUAUUGACAACUGACACAUGGAUGGGCAUGAAAAGAAGAUCUCUCCAAAUUUUUUACUUUGCAUUAAUUCAGAACCAUUGCAAGAUUGUAUGUAAAUGAGCCUUUACCUAAGUAAAGGAAAAUGGGAAAUUGAGGUAAUUAUCUACAUAAUUCAUCCAGAGGGAGAAAAUUCACAUUUUAAUCAGGAGGAAAAAAAGGGAUAUGUUUUCAUGAUUAUCUAGUCUGGCUGUCUACAUUGUCGUUAAUUAUGUCUUGACUGUCCCCUUCACUUUUUUUCUAAACCCAUACCUUCUGUAUUAAAAUCAAUACUGUGUAUUGGUUCCAAGGCAGAAGAAUGGUAAAGGUUAGGCAAUGGGGAUUAAGUGACUUGUCCAGGGUCAUACAAUUUGGAUGUGUCUGUGGCAAAAUUUGAAUCCAGGACCUCCCAUCUCUGAGCCUGACUCUUAAUACACUGAGCCUUUCCUUUCACUUUUAAUACUUUUAAUUUAUCCAAGCCCCAGUGAAAACAAGCCCCAAUAAAUGCACUGCAAGGAUCACUAACCAGUAAUUAUGAAUUUAGAGAUAGAAGGGAACUCAAUGACAUCUAAUCCAACUUGAUUUCUAUGUAAGGAAAACUGAAGUCCCAAGCGGUAAACUUAUUGAAAGAUCCAGCCAUAGAUAAACUCAUGCUGAAUGAUUUUUUUUUUCAGGAAAGUUCUGUGUGGUUCAUGAAUUAUUCAGAAUGGCAGGGAACACACAAAUAUCACUUUGAAGUUCAAAAAUAGGACCCCAAAGAAUGAUUGUCUUAUUCCUUACCACCACCUCUCAAAGAAAUUGUGAAUUUCUCAGGGUAAUGUUAUUCUCACUUGAUUCAGUUGAUGCUGAAAAUCAAGAAUCAUCUCUCUUAUAAUACUCUGCCUUCCCUCAAAUGAAACAUGGGCUGAACUAGAGGAGAGAACCCAGGGUGCCAGAAAGAAGAGGAGGCUGUUGAACAAAGGGAGUAACUGUGUGGCUAAACCAUGCAGAUCCAACUUUAAAAAUAACUCUUGGGCUAUGAGCCACACUUCCCGCUCCUGGCUGUCGGUACCCAGAAAGGUCCAGCAAUUGCUCAAUACAGAUGAGCCCACUUGGGCUGUGUCUACCCACACCUACAGUGCAGUGGAGAUCUGGAGCCUAACCCAUUUUCUGAAAGAGCCAAAAAAAGUCAAGACCCAACUUGGAUUUUGGCCAAUUUAACAGCCUCAAAUUUCUGUUUCACGUUGUAAGUAUAGACAGACACAUCUUAAGUCACUGGAUUGGAAGCUGCAUCCAUACUUCCUUGAAAAGAUAAAUAUUUGAUUUGAAAGCUGUGAUAAUGUUUUCCUGAAAGACAUUUUAAUGUUCUCUCUAUGUUGGCUGGGAUUAUAAGCAAAAAUUCUGUUAUAUUGGGUAUUGCCUUUCUGCCUGAGAGAUCCAGUAAGGAGUUUAAAGGUAUGAAGCUUUACUUGAAACGGAAGCUCGGGAAAGCCUCAGAGAAGGUUCAUUGGACUUCCCUAUCUGGACUUGUUUUAGUUCAGCUCUUUCCAAAAGAGAAGUGAGAACAGACAAUGAAUGCAGUGAAAUGUAGCAGGCAACAAACUGAUCAGUCUUCCAAUUCUCUUCUCCAUUCCUCUUUCUUCUCUUACCCAGGAUAUGACUGUAUUGGGUUUCACUCAGUUCCUUUCUGCUACCAUUUUGUAUGAACUACAGAGUACCUAAUUCUAAGUAGGUAUUAACUUAUUGUCAGAGUGUUGAUUAAUAUAUAAAAUCUGUAAAUACUUAAUGCUUUUUUAAAAAAAAGCAACAUUUAUUGUUACAGAAUAAACUUAUUUUAAAAAAACAA